GGCCAGCGGCGGGGGAUGGCGUCCCCCGCCCGGUGCGGGGCUGCAGUUGUGGAGGAGCGGCGGCACCAUGCGGGCGGCCGCCGGGGACGUGGUGAGCAUCCUCUGCUUGGUUUCUGUGGCGGCCACGCUGGAUUUCAAGUACCACCACUCCGAGGAGCUGGAGAAGUACCUGAAGGGGGUUCACGCCGAGUACCCCUCCCUCACCCACUUGCACAGCAUCGGCCGAUCGGUGGAAGGUAGAGACCUGUGGGUUCUUGUUCUGGGAAGGUUUCCAACCCAUCAUAAGAUUGGCAUUCCAGAGUUCAAGUAUGUUGCUAAUAUGCAUGGGGAUGAGACCGUUGGGAGAGAAAUCCUGCUCCAUUUGAUAGACUUCCUGGUGACCAGCUAUAGACAGGACCCAGUUAUUACCCGGUUACUCAAUAAUACCCGGAUUCAUAUCAUGCCAACAAUGAAUCCUGAUGGAUUUGAAGCUACAGAAGUGCCUGAUUGUUAUUACACACGAGGAAGGUACAACAAGAAUGGAGAAGAUCUGAACAGAAAUUUUCCUGAUGCCUUUGAAAAUAACAAUGCUAGCAUUCAGCCAGAGACUCAAGCAGUAAUGAACUGGAUAAAAAAUGAAACGUUUGUUCUUUCAGCAAACUUGCAUGGGGGUGCCCUGGUUGCCAGUUACACCUUUGAUAAUGGUAACUCAGUUACUGGCUCUUCGAAAGGCUAUAGCAGAUCUCCAGAUGAUGAUGUCUUUAUUCACCUGGCAAAAACCUAUUCUUCCCACCAUGCCAGCAUGUACAAGGGGACUGGGUGUGACAAGAGACAAACCUUUCCAGAAGGCAUUACCAAUGGAUACUCUUGGUACCAGUUGGAAGGUGGAAUGCAAGAUUACAACUAUGUCUGGGGACAAUGUUUUGAAAUUACAUUGGAGCUGUCAUGCUGUAAAUAUCCUCCAGCAGACCAGCUGGAAAAGUUCUGGAGAGACAACAAAGUUGCUCUGAUUGAAUAUAUAAAACAAGUACACCUAGGUGUCAAGGGUCAAGUUACUGAUAAGAAUGGGGAUCCUAUUCCCAAUGCCAUUGUGGAAGCCAAGGGAAGGCCUCAUAUCUGCCCCUACAGAACAAAUGAACAAGGGGAGUACUAUCUUCUCCUUUUGCCCGGGACAUAUGUGAUCAAUGCUACUGUACCAGGAUUUAAAUCGAUGCUGAAGACAGUGGAAAUACCUGACAACACUGGUAACUUCAGUGCUUUAAAACAGGACUUCUCUUUCUCAGAGGUCUCUAUCAGACCAAGAGUUGCUUCAUGUCCCAAAAUUCCCCUGUACCAAGAGCUCACAUGGGCUUCAGCUGCAGUAAAACCAACCCUACAUGUCUUGGUUUUAAUGACUGCUCUGCUUGUAAUUUUAAAAUAAAGUCAAGAAUGAGAUGUUAUGGCCAGGCAAAAUCCACCUGCACAAAUGUGGCUUUGUAUAUGCAAAAGAAUGUCUGUUUUUAUAAACCAAAUUCUCAGAUUCACAAUCACGUUCACUGUAUUUUGUAAAAUACUGGGUUGACAAUCAAAUGUUUGACUAUAUUUUUAAUUGUAAUAGACUAUCAUAUUUUUCUAUGUAAGUAUUUUACUCUGAAGAAAUUCUGUACAGCCGAUGGAGAUAACUGUAGAAUUUCAAUGCAGAAAGUACAAAUACAUUCUCAAGACUUUGCCUGAAUUCAAAAAAAAGUUGAGGAUUGUACUGCAAAUGUUUUAUGCAAGCUCAGGUUCCUCUCUGAACCAACAGCUAAGGUGCCACACAACUGUAAGUGAUCAGAUCAAUCCUAUUUUCUCGUAAUAAAGCCAUUGCUAUAAAUGAGGAAUGGCAUUUUAAAAUAUGCUUUUUCUUACCUGGACAGAUGAGACUGCUUAGGGCUCAAAUGAGGUAAGACCAGUAACACAGACAGGUUUUAAGACAAAAAGAUGGAAAUGAAGUGUAAGUAUGUGCUGAAGGGCCACGCUCCUGGAAACUGGAUUAUAAUCUGCACCAUCAGGGAAAAGGGAGGAAUUUGUGUCUCUGAAAACAGUGUUCUCCUACAGCAGAGCUGCUGAAAACAAUGUGGAAACAGUUACUGACAGCUUUAUACCUUGUCCAUUUUUAACUGAAUUUGGUGUGGAACAAUCACAGACAAUUCAGAUUCUUUGAAUAGCUUUAGCAGCAGCUUUAUAUUGCUUAAGUAGUUUCAGAGCCCUGCUACUACACAUGCCAGGAGCUGGCAGGCAUACUCAGCAAGGCACAAAUCAGAUCCAGUUACAAAAGCACUCCCCUGGCUGGGCUGAGAUGUUGCAGGCAGGAUUAGCAGAUUCCUUUUGCCUGGCCAGUUGCGAAUCAUCCUCCGGGCCCUUUGAAGCUGUCCAAUAAACACAAAAUUUAUCAAGAAAAGCCAGUUAGUACCAUCUCCUGUGUUUAUUUUAAAACUUUAUCUGCCAGUAAUUUUCUUACGCAAUUUCAAAAGCAAAGCAGAAGAGAUUAUCUUUGGAAACAUCAAUCUUUUCCUGUAUACAGUAAAUAAAAAAUGCAGGAAUGCAGUUAAUCCUUUUUAAAUCUUUCCUGAGGCACUGCUGUCUGUCACACCAGGACCCACCUGCUGGGCUGUGGAGCUUGGGCAUCAGCCACUUACCUGUCUGCCAGCCAGCUGCAUUCAGUGUGUGAAUGCACUUCAGAACAUGAAACAGCAUUGCUUAUUGGGAAUGAGGGCUGCAUGUGCAAGAUACUAUUUUUUUAAUGUCUUCAUCAUAUCCAUUUCAAUUUUCUAUAUUUUCUCACUCUCUGAUCUGCUGUGGGUUGUUAAUCAGUCAGAGAAGUGAUUAAUUAUCCACUAAGUCCCACCACUGAUAGUUGUUUCUGAUCCUGUCACUUAUAGCAGAAAGAACUAGAGAUUCCCUGAGUGUAAAACCCCCAAAACCCAAGAAAUGUGGGAGAAGUCAACAGUUCAGCAGGUGAGUGAGGGCAGAAAGAGUCUGCAUGCUGGCUUACAGGGACAAGAAUCGGUAUGAAAACCAAGUACCAGAACUUCCAGCAAUCAAGUCAUUGACAUGAAAAAAGAAAGAGCACCAAAGAGUAUAUAAAGAAAUCUUUAUUUAAAGCUUUUAAAUGGAACACAGUACUCAGUUUCCCUAGAAAAGGAACAACUGAAAACCAAAAGAUAAAUGCAACACACAUGAAAGUUUUUAUAAAGGGAUCUAUGCACUGUGCAAGUGGAGUGGAUACUUGUAUUUUAAUGGUUACUGACUGUGGUUGUACGUGCACUGGGUAGCCAGAAGGUACACACCAUUACAAGCUCUUGAAAGCGUGUUCAUCUAGGAGUAGUGGCAAAAUUGCAUAGUUAUUUCAAUUCACUACGAACUACUCUGUUUAACAGUCAUUCCAGCUAUGUGUAGUCAGACAACAAAGACUCUGGUUUUAGAAAAGCUAUUGGUAUUUUAGGUGUUAAGUAAUCAUCAUGUAGACAGACAAUAAUUUGGCUCACAAUGAAGAACUGUCCUUUAAAAUCAGGCUGUUAAGCUAAAGCAACAUUUACUCAAAAGGUGAGACACCACCUUUUUAAGAAUCACUGACAAAUUUUACAUGUAGAAUAUAGAUACAGAUACACUGGAGAGGCAUUCACUUGAAGCUUUCAGUGCAUCUGUGCUAAAAAUAAA
Messenger RNA from Pseudopipra pipra, 3657 nucleotides. It is a transcript of the gene CPM, whose product is annotated as carboxypeptidase M. NCBI's taxonomy places the organism in Eukaryota, Metazoa, Chordata, Aves, Passeriformes, Pipridae. The record is from RefSeq and is a predicted model, not a curated record. The transcript is spliced from 9 exons. Gene Ontology annotation, biological process: peptide metabolic process; protein processing. Gene Ontology annotation, molecular function: metallocarboxypeptidase activity; zinc ion binding. Bases 68 to 1399 code for a protein of 443 amino acids.